This is a messenger RNA of Acipenser ruthenus (sterlet), 5894 nucleotides long. RefSeq names its product zinc finger SWIM domain-containing protein 5-like. Gene Ontology annotation, molecular function: zinc ion binding. Lineage: Eukaryota; Metazoa; Chordata; Actinopteri; Acipenseriformes; Acipenseridae. Gene Ontology annotation, cellular component: Cul2-RING ubiquitin ligase complex. The record is from RefSeq and is a predicted model, not a curated record. Bases 63 to 3512 code for a protein of 1149 amino acids. The transcript is spliced from 14 exons.
UGAUGAUCAGCGCUCUGCGAUUCCCAGGCUAGGCAUCUGCUCUCAGUGUUUAUUUGGUCGCCAUGGCGGAGGGACAGCGAGAGCUACUGCCUCAGCCGCCUCUUCCUCUGUCGUUUCUUUCGGCUAGUAAGCGGCCGUGCCUGCGCCCUGCACCUCGCGGCCCCGGUCCUGGAUCGGGCAUUCCGAUUUCCCGGUAUUACAGCCCGGAGUCUUUACUGGACUGCGCCGCUAAGGCCGUCGCGGAGAAAUGGGCCUUCGAGAGGGUGGAGGAGCGCUUCGAGCGGAUCCCGGAGCCCGUCCAGCGCCGCAUCGUCUACUGGUCCUUCCCGAGGAACGAGAGGGAGAUCUGUAUGUACUCAUCAUUUCAGUGCCGUGGGGCCGGGGAGGAGACCGGCGCGACGGGGUCAGGGGCUUCGGUGGGGUCUGGGACUGUCUCUGGAGGGGUUACCACCACUGGAAACGCUGUGGCUGGGGGCACAGGAGAAGGGCUCCCUUUCCGCCGGGGGAUCCGGCUUUUGGAAAGCGGAUGUGUGGAGAAUGUCCUGCAAGUCGGUUUCCAUCUGAGUGGCACAGUGACGGAGCCAGCAUCCCAGUCGGACCCGGAGACCGUGUACAAAGUGGCCAUCAGCUUCGACCGCUGCAAAAUCACCUCUGUCACGUGCGGCUGUGGGAACAAAGACAUUUUCUACUGCGCCCAUGUGGUGGCGCUCUCGCUCUACCGGAUCCGUAAGCCGGACCAGGUCAAACUGCGUCUUCCCAUCUCAGAGACCCUUUUCCAAAUGAACAGGGACCAGCUGCAAAAAUUUGUACAGUAUUUAAUCGCCGCGCAUCACACAGAGGUCCUUCCCACUGCACAGAAACUGGCAGACGAGAUUCUGUCGUCUAAUUCGGAAAUCAACCAAGUUCAUGGUGCUCCGGACCCCACAGCUGGAGCCAGUAUCAACGAUGAGAACUGCUGGCACCUGGAUGAGGAGCAGGUGAGGGAGCAGGUCAAGCAGUUCCUGUCCCAGGGAGGCUACUACGGGUCGGGGAAGCAGCUCAACUCCAUGUUUGCCAAGGUGCGAGAGAUGCUAAGGAUGCGGGAUUCAAACGGCGCACGGAUGCUGACCUUAAUAACAGAACAGUUCAUGGCAGACCCACGGCUGUCUCUAUGGAGGCAACAGGGAACUGGUAUGACAGAGAAAUGCAGACAGCUGUGGGAUGAGUUGGGUGCUUUAUGGGUCUGUAUUGUGCUGAACCCACACUGCAAAACCGAUGAGAAGUCCUACUGGCUCAGGCAGCUGAAGAAGUGGAGUGACAUGGACGUGUGUCCUCUUGAGGACGGCAACUACGGGAGCGAGUUACCAAACAUUACCAAUGCCCUACCGCAGAGCUCCAACCUCAACCAAGACUCCUUAGCGAGGCCAAGGAGGACUGUCUUCACAAGAGCAAUGGAGGCCUGUGAUCUGCACUGGCAAGACAGCCACCUGCAGAGGAUAAUCAGCAGUGAUUUCUACAUGUCGCCCACUUACCAGCGAGAAGGGGAGAGCCUGCUCUUCACCUCCCAGGGGCUGCCGCUCUGGCUGGAGCAUGUACCAACUGCCUGUGCCAGAGUGGAUGCUCUGCGAUCCCACGGUUACCCCAGAGAGGCAUUGCGAUUGUCCGUUGCCAUCAUCAACACACUCAGACUGCAGCAGCAGAGGCAGCUGGAAAUAUACAAGCACCAAAAGAAAGAGCUACUCCAAAGGGGGGUGACCACAAUCACGAAUCUGGAGGGCUGGGUGGGACACCCUCUGGACCCUAUAGGCUGUCUCUUCGUGACUUUGACUGAAGCCUGUCGGAUAGAGGAUGACAACUCCAUGGAUACAGGAGACUCUGGGGACCCCAAGCCUCCAGUCUAUCACCAUGUUCCUGUGUCAGGGUGCCAGGACAGCGGGGAGUCAUACCUGGCCCUGGCACUGGAGGUUGCUCUCAUGGGCAUGGGGCAGCAGCGGGUGAUGCCCGAGGGCCUGUACUCUCAGGACAAGGUGUGCAGGAACGAGGAGCAGAUCAUCGGGCGGCUGCAGGAGCUGGAUCUGGACGAGGUGCUGGUGCAGACACUCCGCAAGCAGUGCAUUCUCCUGCUGGAGGGGGGUCCUUUCAGUGGGCUGGGGGAGGUGAUCCAUCGGGAGAGUGUUCCGAUGCAUACCUUUGCAAAGUACCUCUUCUCUGCGCUACUGCCUCACGACACUGACCUGGCCUAUAAACUCGCUCUGCGAGCCAUGAGACUGCCUGUGUUGGAAUCUACUGCCCCUUCUGGUGAUGUGAGUCAUCCACACCACGGGAUCUCAGUGGUGCCAAGCAGAUACCCACGCUGGUUUACCCUUGGGCACCUGGAGUCUCUGCAGUGUGAGCUGGCAUCCACCAUGCUCACCGCAGCCAAAGGAGACAUGCUGCGAUUACGCACAGUGCUGGAGGCCAUUCAGAAAAACAUCCACUCCUCCUCCCUCAUCUUCAAACUGGCUCAGGAUGCCUUCAAAAUUGCAACGCCCGCGGACUGCCCGCCGGAUAUCACCCUGCUCAAUGUGGCGCUGGAGCUGGGGCUGCAGGUGAUGCGAAUGACUCUGUCCACGCUGAACUGGAGGCGCAGGGAGAUGGUCCGCUGGCUGGUCACCUGUGCCACUGAAGUUGGCCUGCGUGCGCUCGUGAGCAUCCUGCAGAGCUGGUACACCCUGUUCACUCCCACUGAGGCCACCAGCAUCGUUGCAGCCACAGUGAUGUCUCACAACACCAUACUGCGGCUGAGCCUGGACUACCCCCAGCGGGAGGAGCUGGCCAGCUGUGCACGGACGCUGGCCCUGCAGUGCGCCAUGAAGGACCCGCAGAACUGCGCUCUGUCGGCCCUGACGCUGUGCGAGAAGGACCACAUCGCCUUCGAGACGGCCUACCAGAUCGUCAUCGACGCAGCUUCCACCGGCAUGACCUACUCCCAGCUCUUCACCAUCGCCCGCUACAUGGAGCACCGUGGCUACCCUCUGCGGGCCUUCAAGCUGGCCUCCCUGGCCAUGACCCACCUCAACCUGGCCUACAACCAGGACACGCACCCAGCCAUCAACGACGUGCUUUGGGCAUGCGCGCUCAGCCACUCCCUGGGUAAGAACGAGCUGGCCGCCAUCAUCCCCCUGGUGGUGAAGAGCGUGCACUGCGCCACCGUUCUGUCGGACAUCCUGCGCCGUUGCACCAUGACUGCCCCCGGAUUAGCGGGAAUCCCCGGCCGACGCAACUCCGGGAAGCUCAUGUCCACUGACAAGGCCCCGCUGAGGCAGUUAUUGGAUGCUACCAUUAGUGCUUACAUCAACACCACCCACUCCCGCUUGACUCACAUCAGCCCACGGCACUACGGGGAGUUUAUUGAGUUCCUCAGCAAAGCCAGAGAUACCUUUCUCCUGGCACAGGACGGACACAUCCAGUUUGCCCAGUUCAUAGACAACCUCAAACAGAUCUACAAGGGAAAGAAGAAGCUCAUGAUGCUUGUGCGGGAGCGCUUUGGGUGAUUUUUAAAAAGAGUACAAUAGUAAAAAGACUUGUUUUAUUUUAUUUUGAUCUGAGAGCAACCGUCACAUGGCAUUGUGUGGAAAGGGGGCAGAAGGAUGCACCAUGAUAGGUUGUGGAGUACUAUUGAAAGAAAAAAAAAAAAUCUAUGUUACAAUUGGAAAUAACAGACCUUUUAUUAUUUUGUUUUGUAAAAAAGAAAAAAGUGGCACAUAAACCAAACAAGCUAUCAAGAGCCAACUUGGAACACAUGGUCUUAGUGGUGGUUUAAGAAAUGAUAUAUAUAUAUAUAUAUAUAUAUAUAAUAUAUAUAUAUACAAAACAAAUCUAACUUAUAUAAUACCAAAUUUCUAACAGCGGAGUGUGAUACUGUACCUCUCUCCUAUUGCAAGGAUAAACUUUAACCAUCUUUAGAGGCCUGGUUUACAGCAUGCAGUGAUCGAAAGCAGAGCUGCAACACUAACCACCAACUAACCACCAAAACACACAGGCAGGAACAGCAUGGGGUCUGUAGGGUGGCUUGCAUACACUUGACCAAGCAAGAUGUGUGAAUUCACAUUUGUUUCCUCCUUUUUUGUUGUUUUUUGUUUUGUGGUGUUUUUUUGGUAGGUCUUUUUUUGUGAAGGUACUUUUCAAAAUAAAAAGAGAAGAAUGAGUAAAAAAUACUAACUCCAUUCUCAGGGAAUGCUCCAAGAAACACAACAAAUAAAGUAGCAAAAGCAUUUAUGAUAUUGUAAAUAUAACGGUAAGUGUCAAUUAAGAAAUUGUAAAGUUAUAAUUAUUUAUAAUAAUAAUAAUUGUAUGUCUCCUUUUUUCAUUUAUUUUGGGAUACUUGAAUAUGUUGUGGGCUGGGAAUGUUAAGAUUUAAGCAAAACAUUUCUCAGGUGCUCCUGUUUUCGGGGUAUUUUUUUUUUGGUUUGUUUUUAUUUCAUUUUAUAUUGCUUGGUUGUAUGUUGUGCGAGAGGCAGAGUAGAUUUAUGAAACAAAAUUAAAACGAUAACAGGAUAAACUAAAGCACCAGUCUAUGCAGAACCACUGAGUAAUGUUAACUGUCCCAACCUCUCCUCCUACACCCAACAUCAUGAAAAAGAAUCUGCGUAAAAUCUUCAGUAAAGCAAAGGGCCAGAGUUCAGGCUAUGCUAAGAAGCUGAAAUGAAAGAACACGGGUACUGUAAAAUAUAUAUUUAUUCUAUACAAUAGCUGGAUUUAAAGCUUGCCAGAAUGAGGAUGAUUUGAACAGUACACCUGCACCUCAGCUGAGACUUCAAUGAGGAACGUGGCAAACGUGUCAUUUCUGUUUGUUAUAUACAAUAUAAAAGUACAGAAAUGAAUGAGCCAGUAUAGUGGGCCUUUAGGUUUGUGAACUUUUUUUAUUUUGUUAAUUUUAUUUUUAUAAUUAUAUAUUCUUUUUUGUUUUUGUAAAUCGCAAGAUUGUUGCACAAACCUUUCUUCACCAAUAGGGAUGGGAAGCUUCCAUUCCACAGUCAGUGUGCCUCCCGCUGUUUGACCACAUUUGUAACCUUUUCAAGCAUUACUCCCUCUUAUAUUUAGUAGUAAUAACUAUAUCUGAAAAUUCCGUUUAGGAAUUUUAGAAAGUGGGUUAUGGUGGUUGCCUAGCAUGGGGAAGGCCUAUCCAGUCCUAUUGGGAAGUAGUUGGGUUGGGAACCUCAUUGUGGGUGUUUCAGACACACUUGCUGUUUAAAAGCAGAGCGUAGAAGCACAGUACAUCAGUCUUUGACAGUAAUAGACACAGCUGAGUUCUGUUCUAUGUGUGAAAGUGUGGCCUGAGAUGACCUGGUGUAAUGCAAAGUCAAACAGUAUGACACCUGCACAAAGUUCAAAUGUGCGCAAGAAAAACCGCUAAAGUAUUUAUCUCAAAUUCAAAACUGUUGCCUUUCUAAAAUUCUUUGUCUCAGUACAAAGGUUAAUUCUGUUGCAUUAAUAACCUAGUUGCUGCAUCUUAGUGCUUCAUGUGAAAAUGUUAUACUUUAGGUCCAAUUGCAUUACAAAUAUUUCUGAGUUUAUUUUAUUUUUUGUUUUUUUUUACCAAGUGUCUUUGUGUUAACUGUACCGGUGUUUUGAUCUGUCCUAGAUUUUAGAAGGAAAUAAGCGCUGGUAGAGAAUAUUGACUAGUUCGUUACCUACUGUUUUUUAGAUUCAAAUUUUUUUUUAUUUAAGAGUGUUUUUAAUGUUGCCUUUUUGUGCUACUGAAAAAAGAAAGGUAUUCAGUAUUUGUUGCCACAAGUAUCGUUAAUCAAUUUUUUUUUUGUGCAACCUUGAGCUAAUGUCUAAAACAAAAUUACUAUUUAUGUAAUGCUAUUACCAUUUUAUAUGAUUUGUGUUGAAAUUUAAGUGCUUUUUUAUGAAUAAAGUGUGGAACACAA